Lagopus muta (rock ptarmigan) is the source of this 3507-nucleotide messenger RNA. It is a transcript of the gene ACAP2, whose product is annotated as ArfGAP with coiled-coil, ankyrin repeat and PH domains 2. The record is from RefSeq and is a predicted model, not a curated record. Gene Ontology annotation, cellular component: endosome membrane; cytoplasm. Gene Ontology annotation, molecular function: GTPase activator activity; protein binding. Bases 85 to 2703 code for a protein of 872 amino acids. The transcript is spliced from 26 exons. Lineage: Eukaryota; Metazoa; Chordata; Aves; Galliformes; Phasianidae.
CCCGCCCCGUCCCGCCCCGCCCGGCCGCCGGCCUCGGCGCGGCCUCGCCCCGCACUCCGCAGCGCAGCCCCGCCGCCGGGCAGUAUGAAGGUGACCGUGGACUUCGAGGAGUGCCUGAAGGACUCGCCGCGCUUCAGGGCAGCUUUAGAAGAAGUAGAAGGAGAUGUGACAGAACUGGAACUGAAACUUGACAAGCUGGUAAAGCUUUGUAUUGCAAUGAUUGAUACUGGGAAAGCUUUCUGUUUGGCCAACAAGCAGUUUAUGAAUGGAAUUCGAGACCUCGCACAAUAUUCCUGUAAAGAUGCAUUGGUGGAGGCUAACUUGACAAAGUUCUCUGACACCUUACAGGAAAUGAUCAAUUAUCACAAUAUCCUGUUUGACCAGACUCAAAGAUCAAUUAAAGCACAGCUUCAGACUUUUGUUAAAGAGGAUAUUAAGAAAUUUAAAGAUGCAAAGAAGCAGUUUGAAAAAGUUAGCGAAGAAAAAGAGAAUGCUCUAGUGAAAAAUGCCCAAGUUCAAAGAAAUAAGCAACAUGAAGUAGAGGAAGCAACCAAUAUUUUGACUGCAACACGGAAGUGUUUCCGGCACAUAGCUCUGGAUUACGUUCUUCAGAUCAAUGUUCUUCAAUCUAAAAGAAGAUCAGAAAUCUUAAAAUCGAUGUUGUCAUUUAUGUAUGCCCAUUUGACCUUUUUCCAUCAAGGCUACGAUCUGUUCAGCGAGCUUGGGCCCUACAUGAAAGAUCUGGGUGCACAGCUGGAUCAGUUGGCUGUAGAUGCUGCGAAGGAGAAGAGAGAUAUGGAGCAAAAGCACUCCACUAUUCAACAAAAGGAUUACUCUGGUGACGAUACGAAACUGGAAUACAACGUAGAUGCAGCCAACGGUAUUGUUAUGGAAGGCUAUCUGUUCAAGCGAGCCAGCAAUGCCUUCAAGACAUGGAACAGGAAAAAGCCAGAUCACAUCAGGUCACUGUUCUGCUUUAUUCUGCUCCAUUUUCUCAAUGCAAAAGUUGACGGCUGUUCUGGUGGAAAUCCAGUAUUGAGAGGAGAUUCUUUUGUUGUUUUUAAAAUGAAAUACAUCUGCACAGCAUUUGAAAGAAUACUUGUAAAAAGGCGCUGGUUCUCCAUACAGAAUAACCAACUUGUGUACCAGAAGAAAUUUAAGGAUAAUCCCACAGUAGUUGUUGAAGACUUGCGGCUUUGCACGGUUAAACACUGCGAAGACAUAGAAAGGCGUUUCUGUUUUGAGGUGGUUUCUCCAACAAAAAGCUGCAUGCUCCAAGCUGACUCAGAAAAGCUGCGGCAGGCGUGGAUUAAGGCUGUUCAGACCAGUAUUGCUACAGCAUACAGAGAGAAAGGGGAUGAAGCUGAGAAACAGGAAAAGAAAUCAUCCCCUUCUACUGGAAGCCUGGAAUCUGGCAGUGAGACAAAAGAGAAGUUGUUAAAGGGAGAAAGUGCUCUGCAGCGAGUGCAGUGCAUUCCUGGUAAUGCUGCCUGCUGCGACUGUGGCCUGGCAGAUCCUCGCUGGGCCAGCAUCAACCUUGGGAUCACGCUGUGCAUCGAGUGCUCUGGGAUCCACAGGAGCUUAGGAGUCCACUUCUCAAAAGUAAGAUCUCUGACCCUGGAUUCAUGGGAACCUGAACUUCUGAAGCUUAUGUGUGAAUUAGGAAAUGAUGUUAUAAAUAGAAUAUAUGAAGCAAAGUUGGAAAAAGUGGGAGUAAAGAAGCCUCAGCCUGGAAGCCAAAGACAAGAGAAGGAGGCGUACAUCAAAGCAAAAUACGUGGAAAGAAAAUUUGUAGAAAAGCAGCCUGCAGCAGCAGUGUCUCCACUUGAGUCCAGAACAAAAGUUUUACCUCAGAGUCAGGAAGAGAAAAGGCACAGUGCUCCUGAAAAAUCCCUUUUGGCAGCAGAGCAAGGUGUGACAUCUCCAAGAGCGGUUGCUGUAAGUAGCGACGAGGCGAGGCGGGAGUCUCUGUUCUGUCCUGAUGAACUAGAUUCACUCUUCUCCUACUUUGAUACCUCCUCAAAGCUACGUAGUAUAAGAAGCAGUGACAGUGGGAUCCAGCAGAGUGUUGAUGACAGCAGAGAACACCUUGCCUCUACUAUAUCAGCUAACAGCUUGUAUGAACCAGAAGGAGAAAAGCAAGAAUCUUCCGUGUUCUAUGACUCCAGACAGCUUAAUCCAGGAUUGCAUCUUUAUCAAGCUGCCUUUGAGAAGAAUCUUCCAGAUAUGGCAGAAGCAUUGGCCCAUGGAGCUGAAGUAAAUUGGGUCAAUAUGGAAGAAAACAAAGCAACUCCACUCAUUCAGGCAGUGCGAGGGGGUUCACUGGUAACUUGUGAAUUCCUGCUGCAGAAUGGUGCCAAUGUGAACAUCAGGGACAUGAAAGGAAGAGGACCCCUACACCACGCCACAGUUCUAGGACACACGGGGCAAGUGUGUUUAUUCCUAAAACGAGGAGCAAACCAGCAUGCUACUGAUGAAGAUGGGAAAGAUCCACUGAGUAUAGCUGUAGAGGCUGCAAAUGCAGAUAUUGUAACAUUGUUGCGCUUAGCAAGGAUGAAUGAAGAAAUGCGUGAAUCAGAAGGGCUCUAUGGACAGCCAGGAGAUGAAAUUUAUCAGGACAUUUUUCGUGACUUUUCUCAAAUGGCAUCAAAUAAUCCAGAGAAGCUAAACCGUUUCCAGCAGUCAGAUUCCCAGAAGCCUUAAGUGUCAAGAAGGAAAAGAAUCUGCUCCUUACAGUGCAAGUCGUCUUUACGUUAAGAGAAUGAAUUAUCUGUGUUUUGUUAGCUUGGAUAAAAUGACCACUCUAAAUGUAGCUGUAGAUUGCGGUAGCUGAGGAAUUGUAUACAAGUUUUUAUGUUGUACAGUACAUAUACCUCAGCAGCUGAAAAAUAUGUAUAUUAUUAAAAAAAAAAAGGAAUACCUGCUAGCUCAGUAUAGAAAUAGUACCUGUUAGCAAGUACCACGUUCAUCUGUGACUCGUGUGUGAAGUUAGCAGAGCACAGCUGUGUGUGUUGCAGAUGGUGACCGAGGGUCCGGAUCAGCUUUGCUUGCCGGUAUCCUCUGCUGUCACCUGUCUCACUAUUGCCAUAAAGAUGCACCUCUGACAAGAAGGUCUAGGCUGCAUUUUCUUGGACUGUUUGGAAGGGAAAUCAGGUAAUGACUUGCUGAAUCGUCCUUCUGCCUGUGGGUCUGUAACGUACAGCAUUCUCUUGUUCCUGUGCUGAAGCUGGUUAGAGGCAGGCUGUUAAUAACAAGGUGUGGGAGCUUUUCUCUUUUUCAAGCUCUUUGGCAGUGGAAGCUUUAACACCAGGCUGGCCUUUAUGCUGGUGACUGCAGGUCAGUCACAGUAGGUGUAUAUCCCGAAGGACCAAAUUUCUAAGAGUAGUUUAUGUUUUCCUUUUUUCUUUUCAUUGCCCUUUCUAAAAUUAAGACUUGCUGUGAAGGAAGUAACUUUUAAAUGAGCACUUGGAACCUUUCAUGAGGAAAAAUAAAUGUAAUCCUGCUGGA